GCCUAAUCUCAUCUUGUAGUCAAACUAGCAAGUGGAACUGAACAGACUUGUUAAAAACGGGCUCUAGGCGACUGACGACACACGACGAGUCUCCUUCCUCAUUUCGCGCCACCACAGGUAGCCGCUCAUAUAAGGACACGGGGGACACUUUCCUCACCAUUUGCCUUAAGGACACAGCUGAGACCGACGACGUCCGUUUCUGAACCUCCGCUUCAAGCGUUUAGUUUGACACUUUCAGGUGAACUACUGUCCACAGGGAGCUUCUAUGGAGAUGACAGCGCUGAAGUUCAAAGAUGCUUUCUGGGGAGUGGAUUUCACUGAUAACAUGGGAUAUGAGGUCCUGAUGCAGAGACUCACUGACGGCCGACGUAUGUGCAAGGAUAUGGAGGAUCUUCUGAAGAUGAGGGCACUGGCAGAGGAGAAGUAUGGGAAGGAGCUGGUGACAAUUGCUCGCAAGUCAGGAGGACAAACUGAGAUCAGUACUCUGAAAGCAUCGUUUGAUCAACUGAAAGCACAAAUUGAGAAUGCUGGGAAUUUGCACAUCCAGCUCUCUGUGAUGGUGAAGGAGGAAGUGAGGAGGAUAGAACUGUUCCGAGAACUGCAGAAAGAACAGAGGAAGAAGUUUGAAAGCAUAAUAGAGAAAAUUCAGAAGACUAAAGUGUCCACACACAAGAAGACCAUGGAGGCAAAAAAGCUCUAUGAACAGAGGUGCCGGGAGGCAGAUGAGGCUGAACAAGCUGCUGAGAGAGUGAACAACACCACCAGUGUCACUCCCAAGCAGGCAGAAAAGGUGCAUCACAAGGCCAAACAGUGCAGAGAGGCGGCACAAGAGGCUGAGAAGCAAUACAUAUCCAACAUUAACCAGCUGGACAAGAUCCGGGAGGACUGGGAGAACACACACACAAGCACCUGUGAGGUUUUUCAACAGCAAGAAGAAGAUCGCAUAAAUUUCCUGAGAAAUGCAAUGUGGGCUCACUGCAACCAUUUCUCACUGCAGUGUGUCAAGGAUGAUGAGUAUUACGAGGAAGUGAGGAAGACUCUCGAGCAGUGUGACAUCACAACAGAUAAUAACUGUUUCAUUGGACUGAAGAAGACUGGAUCAAGUCCACCAGCUCCCAUUGUCUUUGAGAGUUAUUAUGAGAGGGACCUGCCAGGAAACAGCAAUGGCACUGCACGCGUAGGAGGAGGAGGAGGAGGAGGAGGAGGAGUGAUGAAGAGGUUUUCUAAUCUUUUGCAAGGCAAUAGCUCUGGUGGGUCAAAGAUGAACGUCAGCGAUACCACAGGAUCCUGCAAUGCUGACAAGUCAGACAGCGUAUACGCAUCUAUUCCGGGCCUUCCACAGGAGGAUCUUAGUGACACUGCAGCAGAAGAAGACGGGUAUAAGGUGUUAUACAACUACAGAGCUCAGGGUCAGGAUGAACUGUCAGUCUCAAAGGGGGACAUGGUAGUAGUCCUAGAGCAGGGUAAUGAUGGCUGGUGGACAGUGGAAAGGAAUGGUCAGUCUGGUCUAGUCCCAGGGAGCUACUUGGCCAAAGUGUAAAACAAAAAAAAAAAAAAAAGGUUU
Molecule: messenger RNA, 1564 nt
Organism: Scleropages formosus (Asian bonytongue)
Lineage: Eukaryota; Metazoa; Chordata; Actinopteri; Osteoglossiformes; Osteoglossidae
Product: proline-serine-threonine phosphatase-interacting protein 1-like
Exons: 15
Coding region: 266-1540 (424 amino acids)
Biological process (GO): actin filament polymerization
Cellular component (GO): actin filament; cytoplasm; plasma membrane
Molecular function (GO): actin filament binding
Source: RefSeq, a predicted model, not a curated record